Amaranthus tricolor (Joseph's coat) is the source of this 2047-nucleotide messenger RNA. Its product is annotated as serine/threonine-protein kinase AtPK2/AtPK19-like. Lineage: Eukaryota; Viridiplantae; Streptophyta; Magnoliopsida; Caryophyllales; Amaranthaceae. Gene Ontology annotation, biological process: protein phosphorylation. Gene Ontology annotation, molecular function: ATP binding; protein serine/threonine kinase activity. The transcript is spliced from 6 exons. Bases 294 to 1751 code for a protein of 485 amino acids. The record is from RefSeq and is a predicted model, not a curated record.
UAUCAUAAUUUUUUCUUUUUGAUGUAGGCUCGUCGAGGGACGAUAUGGGAGAAGGGUAACUCAACUGCUAAGUACAACUUCAUUUCUGACUUGAACCUUUGCUUUCAAUUUCAUCUCUCCCUGCUUUUCUCAGUCUAAAUGUAAACUGCGAUCCUUUCCGGCCAGCCAGAAUCUUUUUCUUGGCUCUGGCUUUCAAUUCACCACAAUUUCAAUCACUUCUUUUGAUUUAAAUUAUUCCCCAAUUUGGCAAAUUACCCAUCUUUACAGAUCUCUUCCUUUUUGGGUCUCAAAAAAUGGUAUCCACUUCACAAAACAGCAAUUCCCUGCAUAAAAUCUUAACUUCCAAACUAACCUUAACAAUCCCACCUUCAAAAUCCUCAUCUUCUUCUCCUCCCACUGAAGAUUUUGAUUUUUCUGAUGUUUUUGGCCCUACUCCAUCAUCCCCUUCUUCCCAAAAUCCAUAUCCAAAGGACCCACAAGUGAUUCAUAACCGUUCUCACUCAUUUCUGGGUCCCUCACCUCGUUGUAACAUCCCUUCUACACACCCAUUUCAUCAAACUUCUGAAGAAAUCAUUUCCCAGAUCAGUGAUGAUGAAGAUGACGAUGAUGUUGAAAUUGAGGUUAAAAAAGAUGGGACUUUUGUUGAACAGUUGGUGUGCAUUGAAGAGGAGAAAGAAGAUGAUGAUGAUGAAGAUGAAGAUGAAAAUAAGAUGAUUUCUAAAGUGGGUCCUGAAGAUUUUGAGAUUUUGAGAGUUAUUGGUAAAGGUGCUUUUGGGAAAGUAUUUCAGGUUAAGAGGAAAGGGGAUUGUGAGAAUGAUGGUGAUGGAAUAUUGGCUAUGAAAGUUAUGAGAAAAGACAAUAUUAUUAAGAAGAAUCAUGUUGAUUAUAUGAAGGCUGAGAGAGAUAUUCUUACCAAAGUUGUUCACCCUUUUAUUGUUCAACUUAGGUACUCUUUUCAGACCAAGUCUAAACUUUAUCUUAUUUUGGAUUUUAUAAAUGGAGGGCACUUGUUCUUUCAUCUAUACCGACAGAAGAUUUUCAGUGAGGAUCAGGCAAGACUUUACACUGCAGAAAUAGUGUCUGCUGUAUCUCAUCUUCACAAGAACGGGAUUGUGCAUCGAGAUCUUAAACCCGAAAAUAUUCUCAUGGACGCUGACGGGCAUGUUGUACUAACUGAUUUCGGACUUGCAAAAGAAAUCGAUGAAUCAAGCAGAUCAAAUUCUUUGUGUGGAACGAUGGAAUACAUGGCUCCAGAAAUCAUACAAGCUAAAGGGCAUAAUAAGAAUGCUGAUUGGUGGAGUGUUGGGAUCCUAUUGUAUGAAAUGUUAAACGGCCAGCCGCCAUUCACACAUUCCAAUCGACAAAAGCUUCAGCAGAAAAUUAUCAAUGAAAAAGUGAAGCUUCCGCCAAUGGUAACCACGGAAGCGCAUUCUUUGCUCAAAGGAUUGCUGCACAAGGAUCCGUCAAAGAGGCUAGGUAGCGGUCCAACAGGUGCAGACGAAAUCAAGAGCCACAAGUGGUUUCGCCCUAUCAACUGGAAGAAGUUAGAGGCCCGAGAAAUUCAACCCAAGUUCAAACCCGAUGUGAGUGGCAAGGAAUGCACUGCGAACUUCGACAAAUGCUGGACAACGAUGCCAGCAAACGACUCGCCUGCUCCUACACCUACCGGCAACGAACAUUUCCAAGGUUAUACGUAUGUUGCUCCUAAUCAUUGGCUUUCAUCGGAUGGAGAUGAGUUUGAUAUCUCUUGAAACAUGCUCUGAAAUAGGAAAUUAGUGCACAGACAUAGGCCUUUUACAAUGAUCAAUCGAAAACAACUGAUAUUGUAUGGAAUGCAAAUAUGAAAAAUUAUAUACGUGCUUAUCAACUUUAAUAUGUGAUAUUUGCGGUUUAUUGUUGAAACUAAAAGGUGAAAGAGAUUUGGGUAGUAUUGUAUAGCUGAUAGCGGGUAAAGCUUUGUCCUACAAUUAAUUGAGACUAGUUGGUUUAUUUGAGACUUGGGACUGAAAACAAUUAUACUUCAUACCUCACUUUCAUUUAUGACCAA